Penaeus chinensis is the source of this 3771-nucleotide messenger RNA. RefSeq lists its product as uncharacterized. The coding region runs from base 118 to 3303 and encodes 1061 amino acids. The transcript has 2 exons. The record is from RefSeq and is a predicted model, not a curated record. Lineage: Eukaryota; Metazoa; Arthropoda; Malacostraca; Decapoda; Penaeidae.
GAAAUUCACACUACGGCAGACUUCGGCGCCAAAAGUCGUCGUCGGUUUAUUGGGGAGAAUUAUUCUGUAAAAAAGGACGUAUUGCGUCCAUCUAAAAACCCGCUUCGUUACGCCUCGAUGGACCGCAGAGGACGUGUCCGCCAUCAACAGGAGACGGAAUUGGCGACGCUUCCCCUGCGGCGAGGGCGACGGAGAAGGAGGAGGAGGAGGAGAGCCGACAGCAGCUCCGACGAAAGCUUGUCUCUCGUGAGGAGGUGCGAGAGGUACAGAUUCCUCCACGAUCACGUUUACUGGAGGACAGGCAUGAUGAGGUCUUUGAGGAACGCGAGGAUAGGGAUGGCGUGCGAGGACAGUUGGAGCGAGGACGAGGACAGCUCGAACGACUUUGAUUCCUCGGAGGCGGACAUGGCCGAUCUCUCGUCGUGCGCUGAAGAUAACGACGUGGCUGAGGGUGCGAGGACGUCGAAGAUGGCAGGUCGACGUCGGGAUCCGCGCUCUCGAAGGGGGAAGAGGAAGCUCGGAUGUCGGGAGAUAGAUUCGCAACGGAAACGCAGCCGCUCGAAGCCGUCGCUGAACCAGGCGUCGGGAGUUCAGUCUCAGAAAACUUGUGCCUCACCCACCGGCGGCGGGGAGACGGCAGCAGCACCGGCAGCGCCUCCUCCCGCUCGCGAGGGCGUUGGCCGGCCCCAGUCUCCCAACGAGUUAUGUUUAAGUAUCCAGGCGCCCACUGGGAAGGCAGCGUCUUGCAUUUUUGCGCCUCGGGGUCAAAGACAGCAGAGGAAGCUGGUGACCGGAUGGUUCACUAUAAGAUCCAGCAGGAAAAGGCCAUCAGAAGAUGGUUUAGAUUUAGGUGUUCCAAAGAAGCAGAGGGCGCCUUCGGAAGUAGGUGUCGGAAAUCGUAAGCACCAUGGGUUGCCUUCAGGCAUUCCUGAGAAACCUAAGGAGAUUUUGCUGUCGGGAACUCCCCAGAAUCCGGUGUUGCCGAUAGGAACGUUCGAGAAACACGAAACCACACAAAUGCCAAAAAAUAACACUCAAAUCAAUAGUGGUGAAGUUGUCCUGUUUGAAUCGUCUGGAUCAUGCAAAAAACUGUCAGUUGAAAAGAAUCUAGACGCAUCCAAGAGAGAGUCCCAGGUAAGGACAAAAACCUGCACUGUGCAAGAUACAACUCGGCGUAAAAUACCGAUGGUAGUGAUACACCCUGGCGCCAAGAAAUUUCUUCCUCAGCAUGUAGUGUAUGAAUGGAAGGCCAAGCAAGGAUGUCACGAACAUAAAGCAAAGGCCAAAUGCGCAGUAGUUGACGUAAGCAACAUACGCAGCAAUGACAACAGAGAACUACAUGGAAAUAAGAGGGAGAAUAGACCAAGUACUUCCGCUAAAGAUGGUGAUAAUGCUAACAGAGGAAUUGGUGACAUAUUGACAAUAACAACACCGAGGGAAAUGAGUGAGCAAAGUUAUGUUGGAAUUGAAGUCCUAGAUAAAACACAGUUGGAAAGAACCGCAGACACCAAUGACAUGAAUGACGAAGAAGUAACAGACAUUGAUAUAAUAUCGCUACAAGAGAAGUCCAAUGUCAGUGUGAGAACAGUAGGAAGCAAGAAAUCCAAAGAUGAAACUCGGAGAGACGAAGCUACGGAGGAAACAAAAACACAUACAGCAGAGGAGCCUUCGAAGGGAGAUGAAACAGACAAAUCAAAACAUUGCUCAGCUGACAAUGCUGACACCGGAAUACAGCAAAACAAAUCAAAGAAACCAGGGAAAGCCAAGAAAAAGGAGAGCGGACCAAAGACCACAUCAGAAUUAUCACGCCUGUCAGAACACGCCUCCAGCAAUCAGAAAUCAUGGCCUCAGGAUACUUUAGCAAGUGCUUCAAUCUCGGUUCCUUGCACUCUUAAGAUAACCAAAGAUCCUGUUACUGUGAAAGAGGGAUCGAAGACACCGCUCCCGGACUCUGUGAGAAACGUAGUGAAGAUUAUUGAUGAAGUUGCAACCGGUUGUAUACCAAUAGACUCACAACGCAUUUUGCAAGCACGCUGGUCUGCACCGGUCUCAGAAGUGAUCACGCACAUGGAAAAGAUUAUAGAAAAAGUUGCCACCGACUCCGCACAGUGUCCAGACGACCGUAAAGCAAUGAGCACGGUCAGUGAACGUGUUCAUUUCGAGAGCGAACAACAUGGAUCGGUAAAGAGAAAUAACAAGAUGGUGGAUAUUCCCAAACAGAUAACUAAGGCUAUGAAGAAAGUGGGCCGCUGUAAUGGGAAGAAAGCAGGGGGACAAGAUACAAAUCAGGAUGGUGUGAAAAGUAACACAGAAAUUCCUACAAUUGCAUCAGAAAAGAAGAACCAAAUAAAAGCUGUUUCUGUGAACGCUUUGGAUUUCCUCCCGAAUUUAGCGAGAGAGCUGCAGCAAAGAUUAAGGUCACCCUCAGGCAGUUCCCAAGGAGAGUUUAACGAGGCCUCAGAUAUCCCUCGCGGACGAACAGCCCCUGGCACUUCGAAGGCACAGCAACGAGAUUCCUUUCCACUCGUGAACAGAGGAUGUCGCCAGGGGGAGCGACCGAGACAUGAAGGGAAUAUCAAGGAGCUUUCGCCAGUAUUUACGAUGAGUCGAGAAGUUAGUCAGACAGAAGGCUUGAAUACUGCUUUACUUGAGAAAGUAUUUAAUAAUGGCAAGAUUCUUUCCGUGAAUGUUCAGAAAAGAAAGAAAUGCACUGAUAUCGCUGACAUAUUAAUCAGGAGAGCGAAAAUAGGGAUUGAACAAUGCACAAUAUCUCGGACGAAAACCACAGAAUCAGAAAAUAUACUUAUUAAAUGCCAUAAGCGUUUGCUAUCGGGAGAGGACUUAUCUGAGAACUUAUCUGAAUCGAAGGUGACAGUAGACCUGCCACAGGAUGUACACGGAAAGCACCAUGUAGCUAUCGGAACUUGUAAGAGAACCCCUCAAGGACUCGUCCAAUUUCAGUCAACAGGUACUAAAAAGGACCCCAAUCCCACAGAAAAGCGUAAUCACCGUCCAUCCGUUCUCCGCCCGGCUCCCUCCACGAUUUCCUCUCAGAAAAGUCUUGCCACAGUCGAAAUUCCUCCGAUCUCGCUCUGCUCGUCCUUGUCGAACAGAGAAAACUGCGGGUUCGAAGCUUCAGACGACCUCGACGAUUUUGUUCAAGGCAAACGUCCCGGUUUGCUUUCUGCUCGUGCGAAGGGGAAAAGCUCGGGGAAUACGGAAGUCUCAAGAAAAAAGAAAAAGGUAAAAAUGGUAGAGCCGUUCACAACUACACAAAGAAGAUAUGAAAAUUGUCGUUUGUAGAGAGGAGGGCGAAGUGAAGUCCUUAGUGAGAGUAUAAAGAAGUAUAUGGUAUGGGAUAUGAUUAUUAUGUUGGUGUAUAUAAAAGGGUUUCGGAUGAGAACACAAUGAAUAAAGGCUUUGUCGUUGCAAAUGCAUAUAAAAGAAAAAAAAAAGGAACAGGAGAAUCUAACGUACGAACUUAAACUAAAAUACGUGGACUGUGACAACAUGAGAUUUCGCCGUCAUUGUAAUAUCAGUUUAUUUUUCCUUUUAUUUCUGUGACUGCCUCUUAAGCUGGGAAGUCUAUUAAGGAAGAGGAUACUCGAAUUUGCAUAUUUUUGUUGCAUUUACGGAAGGGUUUGAUUACCCUGAUUUUUUUUUCUUGAAGAAUAACUCGUUUUCUUUGUCUGCGUGGCUGAAUAAACUGAAAUAAUUCAGUGCUGUUGAUAAUACUUUGCUGUACUUCAAAUAAAAAUGAUAUAAAGUAUA